AGGGGGGUGUUCGCUUGCUAUGCAACACCUCAGCGUCUAUUUCUGUCCUUUAAAAGGCAGCUCUUCAGGUCAGGGCAGUCAGCAGACACCUCUUUGCCUGUAAGGAUCCGCUCACCAGGUGUGACCUCUUUCUCAUUAUCGGACCAAGGAUGAAGAAGAAGUUGAUCCUCGAUGUGGACACUGGAGUGGACGAUGCUCAGGCCAUCAUGGUGGCCCUCGCCGCUCCGGAUGUGGAGGUUUUGGGGAUCACUUGCUGUCAUGGCAACACACCCCUUGAGAACGUCCUCAAGAACACGCUGCGCGUCCUGAAAGCCUGCAACAGGCUGGAUAUCCCAGUGUAUCGUGGCUGCUCAAAGCCACUGCUGGCCCGUAAGCAACAUGCUGGAGAUUACCACGGGAAGGACGGACUGGGCGAUGUCCCGGAUCCAGAGGCUCCAGAUCUGAGCCUGCUGCAGAACAAAAAGGCUGCACUGGCUAUUAUCAAGAUUGCAAAAGAAAACCCUGGAGAGGUAACUCUGGUGGCCACAGCCCCCCUCACUAACCUGGCUGUCGCAGUACAACUGGACCCUUCCAUCUCUAAGAAGCUGAAGGCCCUUUACAUCAUGGGAGGAAACAUUGAAUCCAGGGGUAACACCACAGUGUGUGGGGAGUUUAACUUUGUGGCUGACCCCGAGGCUGCCUACGUCGUGUUGGACCGCUACACCUGCCCCACCUACAUCGCCUCCUGGGAGUUCAGCUGCAGGAACAGCCUGCCGUGGUCUUUCUGUGACCAGUGGCUGGCCCAAAACUCUGAGAAAGCUGCCUUCAUGAAGAAGAUCUCAAGCCUUUCGAUGAAGAAAGCUCAGUCAGCAGACUAUCAGAAGGAGAUCACUGAAGGAAAAGGCUUCAAUUCCUGCGACACCUACGCUGUAGCUGCCGCCAUCGAUGACACGUUCAUAACAGAGAGUGACGAGGUUGCAGUCACAGUGGAGUUGGAGGGGACCUACACCCGAGGCAUGAUGGUCCUGGACUACAUGGAGCUGCUGAAGAAGAAACACAAGGCUUUCAUCAUGAAGAAAGUUGACUUGGAGAAGCUCAAGCAAAUGUUCAUGAAUUCGCUCAAGUAGAGUGGAAACUGCAAGCAAGCUGAAUGCACGAAAUUGGUUCAACGAGAGUAAAAACAAAAUAAAAAUGAAAGACGCAAUAUCUUA
Molecule: messenger RNA, 1190 nt
Organism: Scatophagus argus
Lineage: Eukaryota; Metazoa; Chordata; Actinopteri; Scatophagidae
Product: inosine-uridine preferring nucleoside hydrolase-like
Exons: 8
Coding region: 150-1106 (318 amino acids)
Molecular function (GO): hydrolase activity, hydrolyzing N-glycosyl compounds
Source: RefSeq, a predicted model, not a curated record